Molecule: messenger RNA, 867 nt
Organism: Fusarium oxysporum Fo47
Lineage: Eukaryota; Fungi; Ascomycota; Sordariomycetes; Hypocreales; Nectriaceae
Exons: 2
Coding region: 1-618 (205 amino acids)
Source: RefSeq, a predicted model, not a curated record
AUGUUUUUCGCAAUGUUCUUUGUCUUCUUUCGGAUCCUUCAGAUCCUCACUCUGAUCCCCUGCAUGGGUAUGCUUGCCUGGUUCGUCAAUGGAUUCGUCAAGCAAAACGCCUUGACUCCUGAUUCAAUCCUCAUCCUCUUCAUUGUCUCGGUUCUCGCGCUUGCUUGGGCAAUCUUCACCCUCUUCAGCUAUCACCGCUCGUCGACAAACGCCCACUUUGUCGCAUUCGUUGAUGCCCUUUUCUUCGGUGCCUUCAUAGCCGCCGUUUACUACCUCCGCUACGUAAGCAACACCGACUGUGUUAGCAUUCAACGUGGCGACGACUGGGAUCUCUCCGUUGGCGAUGUCAGGGUCAUUGGCCCCAGCUAUGACCUCGUCAACAACAAGCCCUGCUCCAUGCUCAAGGCCUGCUGGGCAUUUGGCAUCAUGAACGUCAUCUUCUUUGCCAUCACCUCUGUUGUCGCUUUCAUGCACGGCGGACACAUGAGCGCCUAUGACCGCAGCCACUCUUCUCGCCGUUCCUACCAUUCCAGCCGUCACAGCCACCGAAGCCGCUCCCGCUCUGGCUCUCGCUACAGCAGCCGCAGCCGUCCUCACUCUCGACGUGUCUACGUUUAGGAACCUUAUCCUGCUACUGCGCUUCGUAGGAAGCACAGACCUAAAAAAAACUAGUAAUCCGGGGGACACCGCCGGUUUGCUUUUCUCGGCAAUGCAUCCAUACUCCACUGCAACGUAUGCCCAAGUACCACAAUACCUUAGCCCAAUGACCCGCGAGAUCGCAGCCUCGCCAGCUUUUCCGUUUGUCCUAUGGCACUAGAUGGGCGCUCGAGUAACAACACAUCGUGCUCCGCGCCAGGGAUCCAAUCC